Messenger RNA from Cloeon dipterum, 998 nucleotides. RefSeq names its product brachyurin-like. The record is from RefSeq and is a predicted model, not a curated record. Gene Ontology annotation, biological process: proteolysis. The coding region runs from base 77 to 937 and encodes 286 amino acids. The transcript is spliced from 6 exons. Lineage: Eukaryota; Metazoa; Arthropoda; Insecta; Ephemeroptera; Baetidae. Gene Ontology annotation, molecular function: serine-type endopeptidase activity.
AGUGAUACAAAUAAAAGGAUUGUCUUCCACGCCUAUAAUAGAUGGGACUGAGAGACACACGUGAACAGUCGACAACAUGAAGAUUUGGGUUCUUGCGGGCGUCUGCGCCCUUAUCAGCUUUUCGGUCUCUCUAUCUUUACAGUCAGCGGAAUAUUUAGAAGAGGACUUGGAUGACAGAAUAAUUGGCGGCUAUGAAGCGACCCAAGGCAUGUUUAAGUACCAAACCGCCAUCUUCAUCGAGAAUAGGUCUAAUGGAUCCAUGGUUGGAUUCUGCAACGGUGCACUCGUCUCCCCCGACUACGUGCUUACUCUCGCCCAUUGCAUUCCAGAAGAUUUGACAGGUUUGCAAAUUACCGUGUGGUUUGGGGCGCUGAACAUUUCGGCAACAACAGAGAGCGGCCGAGAAAUCAACUCGGUCGAUUUCUUGUUCAUCCACCCAGAAUUCGAUCGCGCAAGCCUCGCCAAUGACAUCGCAGUUCUACAUUUGCAGGAAAGAGUUGCGCCUGCACCAUUUGUUUCGCCAAUUAGAAUGGCUCCACCCUCUGAUGUGAAUGAAACCUAUCAAGGAGAAACAUUGCGAACGUGUGGCUGGGGUGCAAGAAUGGAUCUCGGUGCUCUGACCGAAUUCUCGGAAAUCUUGCAGUACGCUGACAACGUAGGGGAAAACAUCACCGUUUGUGAAAAUUACUACGCAACCACACCUGAAUUCAUCAUUGACGAAACGAAAAUUUGCUUGUCGACGACUGGUGCCCGCGGGCCUUGCAAAAACGACGAGGGAGCGCCGUUGUCAUUUCAGCAAGACAACACAGACACGCUUGUCGGCCUCUUCGCGCUCGGCAACUACACCAACUGCAUCAGGAGUGCCCCCGUGGUUUACACCAGGGUCGCCUCCCACUGGGACUUCAUCACGGACGUCACGGGACUCACCCCGUCGUAGUCCUCGAAUUAAUCGAAUGUAGAUAAAUAAAAAAAAUAAAUCGGUCUUAAAGCAUACUAAA